This is a messenger RNA of Puma concolor (puma), 1827 nucleotides long. The record is from RefSeq and is a predicted model, not a curated record. Lineage: Eukaryota; Metazoa; Chordata; Mammalia; Carnivora; Felidae.
AUGGCAAGUGCGGAAAAGCAAAAGACAGACCAUCCUCUCAAGUUCUACAGCUUCCCCACGCCCCAACAUCCACUAGCCGGGAGAGUGGGAAGCAUUCCUUGUGUUCCUUCUGUCUCCUCCUUGCAGAACCCAGCCGUUGCCGACAUCUACACGGAGCAUGCCCAUCAGGUGGUGGUGGCCAAGUACGCGCCCAGCGGGUUCUACAUCGCCUCUGGAGAUGUAUCUGGGAAGCUGAGGAUCUGGGAUACCACGCAGAAGGAGCACCUCUUAAAGUAUGAGUAUCAGCCUUUCGCUGGAAAGAUCAAGGACAUUGCUUGGACGGAAGACAGUAAGAGGAUCGCAGUGGUCGGGGAAGGAAGGGAGAAGUUUGGAGCCGUCUUCCUGUGGGACAGUGGCUCUUCCGUGGGCGAGAUCACGGGACACAACAAAGUCAUCAACAGCGUGGACAUCAAGCAGAGCAGACCGUACCGGCUGGCAACGGGCAGUGACGAUAACUGUGCCGCGUUCUUUGAGGGGCCACCGUUCAAGUUCAAGUUCACAAUCGGCGACCACAGCCGCUUCGUCAACUGUGUGCGAUUCUCUCCUGACGGGAACAGGUUUGCCACAGCCAGCGCGGAUGGCCAGAUCUACAUCUAUGACGGAAAGACGGGAGAGAAAGUGUGUGCCCUGGGAGGAAACAAGGCUCACGACGGAGGCAUUUACGCCAUCAGUUGGAGUCCUGACAGCACCCACUUGCUUUCUGCCUCCGGAGACAAAACCUCUAAGAUUUGGGACGUCAACGUGAACUCUGCCGUCAGCACGUUUACGAUGGGCUCCACCGUCCUGGACCAGCAGCUGGGCUGCUUGUGGCAGAAGGACCACCUGCUCAGCGUCUCCCUGUCCGGGUACAUCAAUUACCUGGACAGAAACAACCCCAGCAAGCCCCUACGGGUCAUCAAGGGUCACAGCAAGUCAAUCCAGUGUCUGACGGUGCACAAAAACGGAGGCAAGUCCUACAUCUACUCCGGGAGCCACGAUGGACACAUUAAUUACUGGGAUUCAGAGACAGGGGAGAACGACUCCUUCGCCGGCAAGGGCCACACAAACCAGGUGUCCAGGAUGACCGUGGACGAGUCUGGGCAGCUGGUGAGCUGCAGCAUGGACGAUACGGUGCGGUACACCAACCUCACACUGAGGGACUACAGCGGGCAGGGGGUUGUGAAGCUGGACGUCCAACCCAAGUGCGUGGCUGUGGGCCCCGGAGGCUACACCGUGGUCGUGUGCAUCGGGCAGAUUGUCCUGCUCAAAGAUCAGAAGAAGUGCUUCAGCAUCGACGACCCUGGCUACGAGCCCGAAGUCGUGGCGGUGCACCCCAGCGGCGAGACGGUGGCUGUCGGGGGCGCGGAUGGGAAUGUCCGCUUGUACUCCAUCCUGGGCACCACGCUGAAGGACGAGGGCAAGCUCCUGGAGGCCAAGGGCCCUGUGACCGAUGUGGCAUACUCCCACGAUGGCGCCUUCCUCGCCGUGUGUGACGCCAGCAAAGUGGUCACGGUCUUCAGCGUCGCUGAUGGUUACUCGGAGAACAACGUCUUUUAUGGACACCAUGCAAAGAUCGUCUGCCUGGCCUGGUCCCCAGACAACGAACACUUUGCGUCCGGCGGCAUGGACAUGAUGGUGUACGUCUGGACCCUGAGUGACCCCGAGACCAGGGUCAAGAUCCAAGAGUGGUGGGAGGUGGUGAUGGCGUCUUCGUCCCAGCCAGGCCAGGCUGCUGGCGUGGUGGGGCAGUCGCAUCAGGAAGAAGAAGAGCUCCUGAACAGGGCCAGCGAUCCCUCCACCACCCCUUGA